AGGGUCGCCGACACCCCGGCUGUCGCCUGCCGCGGUCAGCACCCAGAACGCGGCGAGACGAGCUCCAGCCUUAGGGUGGAAGAGCUGGAGGCAGCUGGAAAAGAGGGAGGAAUCGGGGUGUGUGGGAUUUCUCAGGCGAAGGGUUCGAAGACGUCGCUCGGGAUCCACCUGAUGGCCGGGCGGGUUCCCCUGGGCACGGAGCGGGCAGCAGUGGCAGGAGAGAUGGAAACCACCUUCAUUGAGAAUCUCAGAUACGCUGCCGACCUCCUGGCCCAGGAAGACAUGAUCGGACUGGUGGAGCCUAUUAACAACCGCAUCACCGACCCUCGCUACUUCCUGAACACCCCGCACCAAGCUGCUGCCAUCCUGGAGAAGGUGGGACACCCCAACCUGAAGCUGCAGCUGGACCUCUUUCACUGCCAGAUCAUGGAUGGGAAUUUGUCACGCAACCUGGAGACAUACUUCCCGCUCAUCGGUCACAUCCAGAUUGCGCAGGUGCCGGGGCGGCACGAGCCCGACAGCCCCGGGGAGCUGAGCUUCCCCUACCUCUUUGAGCUCCUGGAGUCCCUCGGCUACACUGGCUACGUGGGGUGCGAGUACGCGCCGA
Eurypyga helias (sunbittern) is the source of this 607-nucleotide messenger RNA. RefSeq names its product hydroxypyruvate isomerase (putative) (gene HYI). The annotation marks the transcript as partial. The record is from RefSeq and is a predicted model, not a curated record. Gene Ontology annotation, biological process: glyoxylate metabolic process. The transcript is spliced from 6 exons. Gene Ontology annotation, molecular function: hydroxypyruvate isomerase activity. NCBI's taxonomy places the organism in Eukaryota, Metazoa, Chordata, Aves, Eurypygiformes, Eurypygidae.